This is a messenger RNA of Lampris incognitus (smalleye Pacific opah), 1519 nucleotides long. RefSeq names its product dual specificity protein phosphatase 26-like. Gene Ontology annotation, molecular function: MAP kinase phosphatase activity; protein tyrosine/serine/threonine phosphatase activity. The record is from RefSeq and is a predicted model, not a curated record. NCBI's taxonomy places the organism in Eukaryota, Metazoa, Chordata, Actinopteri, Lampriformes, Lampridae. Gene Ontology annotation, cellular component: cytoplasm. The coding region runs from base 603 to 1190 and encodes 195 amino acids. Gene Ontology annotation, biological process: protein dephosphorylation; negative regulation of MAPK cascade. The transcript is spliced from 3 exons.
AAUCUGUGACAGGAUUAAAGACGGCGCGAGAGCCGUUCUGUUUAGGUAAUCCAGUAAUGGAAAACUAAUUUUUUUUUUUUUUUUUUUUGUUCAGUUCAGUCGCCUGUGUGUGGCUGCACGCAGCCAAUCUCCACAAGCAUUCAGAUCUUUAAAUAGACAGCUAUUUUAAUGCAAAAGCAUAACAGACACUUGAAGCCAUGUGGAGCAUGUGUGGGAUUUGAUUUGUGGGAAGCAGCCUGACAACGCCUAAGGCGACCCCGAGCGGAGCGAGUCCGAUUCAGAGCCACCUGAGAGUAAGAUACACCCGUUUUCUUCUUUCUGCUCUUUUUUUGUUGUUGUUGUUUUUUUGUUUUUUUUGACGAUGCCGGUCAGCCGACCCCUCGCAUAGAAUUUUUGUUUUUUUAUUCCCACAAAGCUUGUUUCCUACAGAGAAGCGAUGUGCAAAUGCUUGACUCCAAACUGCUAAAGGUGGCUACAUAAGCAACUGCAGAAAAACCAAUUUCUCACCAUAUACAUCUUUGAAAUUGACUUUUUUGGAGGAAAUUUCCUUGCUGUAUUGUAUCAGAGGUCCAUCUGAAGCUCGGCAAGAAAAUAACCACAUCAUGUCAUACCGAUCUAAACUCCCUGCGUCCUGGAACGAUAAACCACCGCCGCGUAAAGUGGAAAUUGAUCUGAGUUCUCCCGGCUUGGCUGUGUUUGAGCUGGAAAGACUACUGUUUACUGGUAAAGCCAUCAUCAGCCAUGCUGAUGAAGUGUGGCCGAGGCUUUACAUCGGAGACCAACACAGUGCAGACAACCGGGCCGAUCUUUCCUUGCACCGCAUCACGCACAUCCUGAAUGCCGCUCACAGCAAACGGCGAGGAGGAGCGGAUAUGUACGGGGGCAUGAACAUCACCUACAUGGGCAUUGAGGCCCACGAUGCCUGUGACUUCGACAUGAGUGUCAACUUCCAGACUGCAGCAGAUUUCAUCCACAGAGGUCUUAGUGGGGGAGGCAAAGUCUUGGUGCACUGCCAUGUAGGAGUGAGCCGCUCCGCCACACUGGUCCUGGCCUAUCUGAUGCUGAAGCAGAACUUGACCCUGGUGGAGGCUAUCUGCGCCGUCAAGGACAACAGGGGUGUCAUUCCUAACCGAGGCUUCCUCCGACAGCUCAUCAAACUGGACGGCCAGCUCUUCGGAUCCCAUCGCUGAACCUACCUGACCGGGGGGGAUACAGUCAGCCACACAGUAUUUUCACUAAGCACCAGAGAAGAGGAGUCUGGUUAACUGAAUGGCUUGCAUGCUUGUGUAUAGGCAAGAGCAAAACUGAUCUCUCAGUGUUGAUGAUGCUAUAAGAGAAAGAGGGAAUGGAAGAUGGGACCGUCGGGGAAUAAGGGAAAUUGAAGCAGUUAUUUUUAAGUGUAAAAAUUGGAACAAAAAAAAAAUCUCUUGCAACACUGCUGUUUAUGAAAUGACAUAUAUUUCUGACUGUGUGUGUUUCAAUUUGGUACCAGUUCGUACAUAAUAAACAAUAUUCAACC